AUGUUUACCUACUCUUCUAUUCCUACCAUUACCAUUGACGGCGAGAAUAUAUCACAGACAUAUGAGGCAUCUUCGAUUACAAACGGCACGAGUAGCCAAGAAGUAAUCAAGGAUAGAUGUCGCUCUGGUCCCAACACGCUACAUGGUGACUUCCCAGCUGUAGCACCUACAAAAAAGCGCUGCUAUGUUCUCAGAAAAGUCAUCAAAGGCAUAUCAAAUGUAAUCAAAGCUUUCACCAGUACGUAUAAUCUCCCUCACAAGAUCUGUGACCAAAGAAUGGCGGCUGAUAUGCUUUUCGAAACUCCUACAGGAAUUUAA
Messenger RNA from Botrytis byssoidea, 318 nucleotides. RefSeq lists its product as uncharacterized. NCBI's taxonomy places the organism in Eukaryota, Fungi, Ascomycota, Leotiomycetes, Helotiales, Sclerotiniaceae. The transcript has a single exon. Bases 1 to 318 code for a protein of 105 amino acids. The record is from RefSeq and is a predicted model, not a curated record.